Oryctolagus cuniculus (rabbit) is the source of this 719-nucleotide messenger RNA. It is a transcript of the gene AK3, whose product is annotated as adenylate kinase 3. NCBI's taxonomy places the organism in Eukaryota, Metazoa, Chordata, Mammalia, Lagomorpha, Leporidae. The record is from RefSeq and is marked provisional. Gene Ontology annotation, cellular component: mitochondrion. Gene Ontology annotation, biological process: nucleobase-containing compound metabolic process. Gene Ontology annotation, molecular function: ATP binding; AMP kinase activity.
AUGGGGGCGUCCGCUCGGCUGUUGCGCGCGGUGAUCAUGGGAGCGCCGGGCUCGGGCAAGGGCACCGUGUCUUCGCGUAUCAUCAAGCAUUUCGAGCUGAAGCACCUCUCCAGCGGGGACCUGCUGCGACAGAACAUGCUGCGAGGCACAGAAAUUGGUGUGUUAGCCAAGACUUUCAUUGAUCAAGGGAAGCUCAUUCCAGAUGAUGUCAUGACUCGGCUGGCCCUUCAUGAGCUGAAAAAUCUCACCGAGCACAGCUGGCUGUUGGAUGGUUUUCCAAGGACACUCCCACAGGCAGAAGCCCUGGACAGAGCUUAUCAGAUAGACACCGUGAUUAACCUGAAUGUGCCCUUUGAGGUCAUUAAGCAACGCCUUACUGCUCGCUGGAUUCACCCAGCCAGUGGCCGUGUCUACAACAUUGAGUUCAACCCUCCCAAAACUGUGGGCAUUGAUGACCUGACCGGAGAGCCUCUCAUUCAGCGUGAGGACGACAAGCCAGAGACGGUCAUCAAGAGACUGAAGGCAUACGAGGCUCAAACGGAGCCGGUCCUGGAAUAUUACCGGAAAAAAGGGGUGUUGGAAACGUUCUCUGGAACAGAAACCAAUAAGAUCUGGCCCAACGUAUAUGCUUUCCUACAAACAAAGAUUCCAGAAGCACACCAGAAGGACUCCGUCACUCCAUGAGGAGAAACGCACAUCACCAGGAAGAGAGCAGGAGC